This is a messenger RNA of Quercus lobata, 1101 nucleotides long. RefSeq lists its product as uncharacterized. NCBI's taxonomy places the organism in Eukaryota, Viridiplantae, Streptophyta, Magnoliopsida, Fagales, Fagaceae. The transcript has a single exon. Gene Ontology annotation, molecular function: RNA-DNA hybrid ribonuclease activity; nucleic acid binding. The coding region runs from base 1 to 1101 and encodes 366 amino acids. The record is from RefSeq and is a predicted model, not a curated record.
AUGACCGACAAGCCCUUGCGAAGGGCAAUGAGCAAUCCUGAAACUGCAGGUCGACUGACGUUGUGGGCAAUAGAGUUGAGCGAAUUUGAUAUCAAGUACCGCCCACGUACAGCCAUUAAAGGACAGAUCGUAGCCGACUUCAUAGCAGAAUUUACUCGUGACGAAGACAAGGGGGCAGAAGAGUCCCCUCAGUGGAGCAUAUAUACCGACGGAUCAUCCAAUAGACGAGCCAGGGGAGCCGGCAUCGUACUGCUGUCACCUGAAGGAGACAGGAUUGAAUGUAUGGUCUGUCUUGACUUCCCCACCACCAACAAUGAAGCGGAAUACGAAGCAGUGAUAGCAGGCCUCGACCUAGCCAAAGCAGCAGGAGCCGCGAGCGUAGUCGUUUACUGUGACUCUCAGGUCAUGACCAAUCAAGUGAACGGAGAUUAUGAAUGCGAGGGGGAAAGGAUGAAGAGAUACCUUAAUCAAGUAAGGGCAAGAAUCGACGACCUAGAAGCCAAGAUCAUCCAAAUCCCCAGGGGAGAAAAUGAGCUCGUCGACCGCCUAGCCAAAACCGCUUCAGCAGAGUAUAUGAUAACCCUGGGUAAUGUACUUUCUUUUGUUCAAUUUUCUCCACUGAUAGAUCCCGGCAACAUGCAGGAGAUAUGCUCCGAAAGCACCUGGACCACACCGAUAGUUUCAUACUUGAAGAACGGGGUAUUGCCAGACGGAAAGGAGGUAGCAAGAAAAUUGAAGGUCCAAGCGGCAAGGUUCGUCUUGAUAAAAGACAUACUAUACAAAAGAAGUUUCUCCCGUCCAUAUCUAAGAUGCCUAGGUGCCGAAGAGGCAGACUACGUAAUGAGGGAGGUACAUGAAGGAAUCUGUGGGAACCAUUCUGGAUCGAGGUCAUUGGUGCACAAGCUGGUACGAGCUGGGUAUUACUGGCCAACCAUGCAGAAGGAUGCCGAGACUUACGUUAAAAGCUGUGACAAAUGCCAAAGAUUCAGCAAUAUUAUCAGGCAGCCAACCGAAGAACUGACCCCGAUGAUGGCUCCAUGGCCGUUCACUCAGUGGGGACUAGAAUUAUGGGACCUUUCCCAACAGCGGUACGACAGCUGA